Molecule: messenger RNA, 2043 nt
Organism: Medicago truncatula (barrel medic)
Lineage: Eukaryota; Viridiplantae; Streptophyta; Magnoliopsida; Fabales; Fabaceae
Product: small RNA degrading nuclease 5
Exons: 14
Coding region: 35-1861 (608 amino acids)
Cellular component (GO): nucleus
Molecular function (GO): nucleic acid binding; exonuclease activity
Source: RefSeq, a predicted model, not a curated record
AUCAAGUAGCGUAUAUACAGUUGCUACUAUUUUCAUGUUUGCCAACGUCGUGAUACAACAAAUCAACCCAUUCACCGCCGCUUUCUGUCAACACUCCUUUCUCAGGUCUCCGCCGCGUCACUCCAUUCUCAGGUCUUCUGUGAAAAUGGGUUCCUCUGAGAAUAAAUUCAAAACCCUAUCUACUGUUGAAGAAGAAGAAGAUGAAGAUGGUUCUACAAUUAACAACAAUUUCUAUGAUGUUUAUGGUCCCCAAGCUAAGGCAGAUGUUGUUUUCAAGUCAGAAGAUAAUUCAACUUUGAGUCUCGUUGACAUUCAAGGACUAGUAACUUGGGUGCUUGGCGAAGGAUUUAUGCCAUCAUGGGUUUUUAUCAAGAAUAAACCUCUUAUUCUCAAAGUAGUUAUGCUCUAUAUACCAGGCCUGGAUGCAGCUUUGUACUUGUCACUGUCCAAAGUGCUUCCUAAUUUAAAAAAAGCAUGUGGCAAACCAAGACCAGUCCAUGCUCUCAGUUGUGUAUCAGAUAGUAUGCAGACAAUAGACGCACUCCUUACAUGCAAGCAGAAAAGAAAAAGGGAUGAAAACGAUUCAAUUAUGAAGAAAUCUACUUUGGCAUCUCAACAAGAAGAAGUCAGUGGUGGUACUGGUAGUCUAUCAUUUACGGAGCUUACUAAAGACAUACCUUUCCCUGUUACAUACUAUACCCUAACAGAAAGGGAUCUGGAGGAGAAUGAGUAUCCUGUUAAUAAGCCAGGUUUUGUUUCUACUCUUCGUGCUCCUCCGGGGUCUCCCUAUAAUGAGAUGUUAGCAGUUGACUGUGAGAUGUGCAUAACAGGCGAGGGGUUUGAGCUAACAAGAGUUACUCUGGUGGAUGUCAAAGGACAGGUUUUGUUAGAUGAAUUGGUUAAACCUUCAAAUCCUAUCACCGAUUACAAUACAAGAUUUAGUGGAAUAACGGCCGAGAUGUUAGAUGGGGUGACGACAAGUUUGACAGACAUUCAGGAAAAGUUUCAAAAACUGGUUUACAAAGAAACUAUUCUUGUUGGGCAUUCUUUGGAAAAUGAUUUAUUAGCAUUGAAGAUAUCACAUGACUUGGUUAUUGACACAGCAGUAUUAUACAAACACCCCAGAGGGUCUUCCCAUAAAAGUGCUCUACGAUUUCUUACUAAAAGAUUUCUUUCAAGGGAGAUACAACAAUCGGGCGAUGGACAUGACAGCGUUGAAGAUGCCAGGGCUACCAUGGAAUUAGCACUAUUGAAGAUCAGAAAUGGGCCUAGCUUUGGCGCCGCUCCAUCCUUUACGCGAAAAAAGCUCCUUUCCAUUUUGGGCGAGUCUGGCAAGACUUCUUCAAUGAUUGAUGACAUAUCGAUAGUAAAACGAUUUGCCUCUGAGUCCUCUAACGCAAUUCCGGUGACAUCUGAUGAAGACGCACUUUCAAAAACCAUCAAGGAGUUGAAGAAUGAAAAGGUGCAAUUUAUUUGGACUCAAUUUUCAGAGUUACACUCAUACUUGAAGAAACAAGCUGAGGAUUCAGAAAGCUUAAAUAAAAAACUUGCAGAGAUGAUUGCAUUAAAUACAUGUGGUUCUUCGAAAGGGAAAGGUCUCAAGUCGAAUAUAUCUGCUGAACUGAAGGAAAUUGUUGCUCGCAUGGAUGUUAGAAUUCAUAAACUGUAUAAGUCAUUACCAACUAAUGCUAUGAUGAUAGUUUGCUCUGGUCAUGGAGACACGGCAGUUGUUCGCAGGUUGAGGAAAAUGCUUACGGAGGAGGGUGAAAGUAAUUAUGGUCGUGAGAAGAUUUUGGAAAGCUUGGGAGAGUUUCAGGCUAGAGCUGAAGUAGCUUUGUGUUUUGUAGGUGUAAAACACUGAUUAUAGAAGAAUGCAAAAUGAACUUUAGUUAAUUUUUAUAACUUGCGGCGAUCAGCCAUAAUUUUGAUUCUGAACGUUCUAAAUGUAUAUGUUUGUUAGGUCACAUGGCAAGAGUUCUAAAUGUGUGAACGAUAUCAUGAAAAUUUUGAAGAGUCUCUAAUGUUAUAGAUGAUUAUGUUUUA